AUGGCAGAAACCUCAUCAAGAUUAACAAACGAAAAAAGAGGCAGGAAGAACAUCGCUACAUUGUUGUCAUUGAUGGAUUAUCGUGACGAUAAUCCUGAUUCCACUAUCAAAACCAUGCGCGAAAAACUAGUUGGGAUGAAUAGAGAAAAAGAACUCGUGGCUGCUCAAAACUUACCAUGUUCAUCAGCCACCAUUCCAACCGGUCUAAACGCGUUUAUAAGAAGCAUAGGUGGGUCGGAGCCUGAGUUAAUGAUGUGGAAGCGCCUCAGUGACUCAGACGUUACUUGUAGUCAAUGCCGGCUAUUGAUACCGCCCUCAACUCUAGCAAACAAGGAUUUGGGUUUCUUGACAAGCGACGAGAAAAAGAGAUUAAAAAGCAACGAAAACAUAAGUGUGUGGGUGUUUGAUCUUGAAAGGCGUAAACAAUUAAUGUCUUUUAAACAAUGGGGGAAGGAUAAAAAACUUUACGCGCUCAUUAAGGAGUGGAACAAGUUAGUUAGCAUAAAUGGUUUGAAGGCAGACAUGAAUGUGCAAGUUUGGUCCUUUCGAGUUGGUUUUGAGCAACAACUUUGUUUUGCACUUGUUUGUACUGAUCGAUGA
Messenger RNA from Erigeron canadensis, 600 nucleotides. RefSeq names its product B3 domain-containing protein At1g32030-like. Gene Ontology annotation, molecular function: DNA binding. Bases 1 to 600 code for a protein of 199 amino acids. NCBI's taxonomy places the organism in Eukaryota, Viridiplantae, Streptophyta, Magnoliopsida, Asterales, Asteraceae. The record is from RefSeq and is a predicted model, not a curated record. The transcript has a single exon.